AUGGAUCCUGCUGGGGUUCCGCUGCAUGAUAGUUUGGAUCUCGCCUCUAUUGUGGCCCAGCAGGCACAGCAGUUGAGCCAGUUGUCUGCCAUGAUGCAGCAGUUGCUAACUGCUCAACAACAACUGCAACUGCUACAGCCUCCUCCUGCUCCAGUGUUGCCUUCCGCUCCUGCAGUCGUCUCCAGAUCUAAACUCCGCCUGUCUCUUCCUGAGAAGUAUGAGGGGAUCCCAAGUCCUGUGAAGAUGCCUCCAUCGAUACUAAGAAGGCGGACAGUGGAUAAAGAGGAUGAGGAUACACAGCACAAGUCUGAACGAAGGGUACAUUUUAGGAACCCCGAAGCAAUCUACAUCCAUGCUAGCCAUCAUUGUUCCGGUGGUCUUCAGCUCCCCGUCAUCAUCGGUGUUUGCAUUUUGACGAUCCUGGGACUGAUUUUCUAUUGUCAUGACUUGCAGCUGGGAUCCAACACAUUCAAUUCAAGCUUCGUAGUCUUCAUUCUCCGCCUGAAACACAAUGCAGCAAUCUGCUGGAAAUUUUUAAAAGAAGCAACAAUGAAAUAAUGGCAGAACAUGGGAACAAUAUUACAGGACUGAGUAAAGUUCUUCCAUACAGCUGUAGAGUUUAGCAACAUUGUUCUGUGGCAGAAAACAUCACUGAAAAUCUCCAACUUGUGCCCAACAGGGUCCCAUUCAAUCUAUUUGGCAAUCUAUUAAUAGGUGCUUGAAAGAAUUAAACAAAGCGAUGGAAGAUGGAGUCCUGCAGCAAGAUGGACCCAAAAUAAAGAUGGGUUAUUCUGGACACCACCAUUGAUAUGGUGACUAGAGGAUAAGUAAUGAAUGCUAGAUCACUGGAUGUCUCAUUGCUGGAAAACCUACUAGCACAAGGCCAGCCUUUCUUUUUCCUCACUAGCACAUCUACAGUGAGAUGGUGUAUUGGGUGACGGUUAAAGGGGUACUCCAGUGGAAAACAAUUAUAUUUUAAAUCAACUGGUUUCCAAAAAGUUAAACAGAUUUGUAAAUUACUUCUAUUUAAAAAGCUUAAUCC
Hyla sarda is the source of this 1042-nucleotide messenger RNA. It is a transcript of the gene C11H14orf180, whose product is annotated as chromosome 11 C14orf180 homolog. Lineage: Eukaryota; Metazoa; Chordata; Amphibia; Anura; Hylidae. The record is from RefSeq and is a predicted model, not a curated record. The transcript has 3 exons. The coding region runs from base 1 to 558 and encodes 185 amino acids.